Euleptes europaea (tarantolino) is the source of this 7896-nucleotide messenger RNA. It is a transcript of the gene PKDREJ, whose product is annotated as polycystin family receptor for egg jelly. Gene Ontology annotation, molecular function: calcium channel activity; calcium ion binding; protein binding. The coding region runs from base 1 to 7896 and encodes 2631 amino acids. The transcript has a single exon. The record is from RefSeq and is a predicted model, not a curated record. Gene Ontology annotation, cellular component: membrane. Gene Ontology annotation, biological process: detection of mechanical stimulus. Lineage: Eukaryota; Metazoa; Chordata; Lepidosauria; Squamata; Sphaerodactylidae.
AUGCACUGCGUGUUGAGUUCCCUCCUCCUCUUCUGGUACUGGGGCUGCCUCCAGUACCCAGAGGUCAUGGCCCCUCGUUUACUGCCACCACCACUGCUGGUCACCUGCUCAGACCUACAAACCCGUGUCUGUCAGCAGCAAAAUUCCACUCUUUGGACUUCGUGUCUGUGGGAUGAAGACACCGAGCUGUACUGCCUGAGACCCUCAGGGUUUGUUUCAAGAAUUAGACGGGGAAAGACAGAUUUGCCAUCUUCUUAUUGUAGCUGGUAUUGGAGCUCAGCCUGGGUGCCCAGUAUGAUGCUCUGGCCACGCCGGUGGAUGAUGGGCUCCGGCCUAGAAAGAGGAGCCACACGCUUGCCUUGGGACUCCACCGGCAUCCCCGUCCGGUGCGGAUCACUUUCCUGCAGAGUGCCCACGUGCCUUCACCAUGACCUGAGCAUUGGAGUGUUUGGCCAAGAUGUCCAACUUCUCCUGCUUUGGCCGCUCACGCGUCCUGUCCACGAGCAACAACCUCUGCAGCUGGGCUGGUGUGCACGCCUCAGCGGUUCAAGAUGGCCUUCCCACUACAGUAGUCAAGGAGGUGAACCCGUGACCUUUCUCCUCCCCACUGGCUAUCGUCCAGAUUCUCCUCACUCCCAUAGUGGUGAAUUGUACCGCAUGUGCACCUCCUACUUCAACUAUCACCUGAGUGUGCAUUACACCCGCCAAGGACUACAUGUUGCUUCCCUCCGCAUUAAGCACGGGCCUCAAGUCAGCCUUAGCCUGGACUUGCAGGUGGAACCCAUUCUGGUACACAUUUUCAGCAUCCACUCCAAAUGGCUCACAGUCACUCAUAGCACCAUCAGCCUCUUCUGGAUCCUCUUACGUGUAAGCCCCAGAAGAAUGGCCUACAGACUGUUGGAUGUUGAGAGUGGAGGGUUCUGGUCUACCACCUACAAUCCAUAUGCUCUGCAGAACAAUUACUCUGUUGGCCCUAUCCCACUUCAUUCCAGGAAGAAGGUAGUGGCUGGCAUAUAUUUUUACACUGAAGAAGGGGGGACCGGGGAACUGAGAGGGGAACUAGGGUACUCCAAUGGCACUUUAAGCCUAACGUCUAAGAGUGAGCCGCCAUCUCGCUUCACUCUCAACACAAGCAAAAUCAAGAUGGGCACCUAUCUUUUCAGCCCUGCCCAGGGAUUGUACUAUUCCACCCAAGAAGGAAACGCUCCUGAGGACCCCUCUGGCAUGCACUACUUUUUCUACCAGCAGCAAAGCCUCUCAUAUCUUUUUACCAUUGAGUUUCUCCAACUGCAAUGGUACAGGUUCAACGUGCAUCUAUACCUUAACCGGAAGGGAGUCCUUUUACAAAAGCCUUUCCCAGAGAAAAAUAUUGAAGUUCAUGUUUUCAACAGUGGUCCUUCUUUUUCACAAAGUUUGAUCUAUAUUGUGUGGUUUGUUCCCAUACAACACCCACUGCUGCAGAAUGAGUGGACCUUCGAGCUGCAGUUGUAUGAUUCAAGAGAAGAGUUCCUCAUACAAAACAAUGCUUAUACGUACCGGGAUCGUGUCAAAAACGCCACCCAUUUUAUUCCUCACUCUGUUUUACCUUUCAAUCCUGCCUUGUACGCCGGCUUUGUAGCACCUGUGAACUGCACUAGAAGCAGACUGAUAAGGGCUGUUUUAAAAGCUACAAUCGACAGUUAUGCUUCAAAGGAAAGCAACUCCACAGUUGCCUGCCUUCAACACAAUUGUUUUAUUAAGCAAGUUAAUAUCUGGAAACCUGACCUUUCCAACUGCAUCUUAAAAUACAGUAAAGGGACCUCAUUCACUCUGUCUGCUAACAUACAGAUGAAUUGCCCAAGUCCUAAACAAAGAGACAACAUCUGGAAAAUCUAUAAGGUCUCAGAUGUGAAGGCUACCCCUGACUGGUCAAAACCUUUUUAUCCACCUUGCCUUGGAAGGCGAGAUCUUGUUGUGUUAGAGGUUCCUGGUUCUACUUUGGAUGAUGGCUUGUAUCUCUUUAAUUUCACAGUAAAAUUAAUAGCAGUGGAUGCUUUGGAGAGCGUGGAAGGCUCUGAUUCGGUGUUUGUCCAGAUUGGGCCAGGUAGUCUUGUGGCUGUCAUUGCCGGAGGCAAUUUCCGGACCGUUGGAUUUUCUGAUCAAUGGACUCUAGAUGGAUCCUAUUCCUACGAUGCCGAGGCAGCCCUUCCUUCUGAAAGAGUCACAUUUACUUGGUACUGCACCAAACAAAAAUCAGACUACGUAUCCAUGACGCUAAGUUUGAAGGGAAAAUGUCGUCCAGAUCAGGUGGAUUUGAAAUGGACAUCAUCGUCUGACGCAGUUCAAACAGUGCCGCCAGAAACGCUUCAGGAAAAUACUGUUUAUUAUUUUUGCCUCGUGGUUCAAAAGGGUGGCAGGACAGCGUGGGCUGAACAAACGGUUCAUGUGCAGCCAAGCUCUGUGCCAAUUCUGAACAUCACAUGUAUUGAAAAUUGUGGCAGGUCAGUCACGGCCACCGAAAGAUUUUGUCUCUCUGGCAAGUGCAUAAACUGUGGGGAAUCGAUCAGACCACUCUAUCAUUGGUCACUUCUCACAGCAAAUUUCACCGAAAUAAAUUUUGAUUGGGAUGCCAAGACCUCAACUGGCAGGUCCAGUCCAUACAUAUGUAUAAAACCACUGAGUUUUGUAAAUAUGACAGAAGAAAAAUACAUGCUUACCCUAAAAGCAAGCUUCUGGAGACACCAGCCAUCUGCUAAUAGCUAUUUAUUUUUUGUAAAUUCUCCACCUCAGAUUGGAAAGUGCUUGCUUAAGCCGAGCACAGGAAUUGUAUUUCUAACAAAAUUCAUUGUUCACUGUAGUGGGUUUAAAGAUAAACAUUUGCCUCUUACAUAUAAAGUCAGAGCGGCAUCACACACUCUAACAAUUACCAGAAUGCUUUCAAUAGAAAACAGUACCCUGGGGACAAUUGUGUAUUUUGGUUAUCAAUCUAAAAUCCCACCAACUUUUUUACCCAUUGGCGUCCCCUCUAAGCAAUACACCUUGACAAUAUAUAUUGAGGUAUAUGAUGCCCUUGGAGCAUUUUCUCAACUAACCUUACAGGCAAAGGUACGUGGUCCAUUCAAAGGCAAGCAAACAGACGUUAUUCUGAAUGAAUUACAUGGUUUUUCCAGUGGCCCAAAGGCUCCAAUCACAUAUUUUCUUGAAAGUGGGGAUUACUUUAAGGCAGGCUAUUUUGUCUACAUGGUGGCUUCCGCUUUAAAUAAUAUCGAAGCUUUGCAAAGAUUUCACUCCUCUAAGACCAAACUACGGGAAAUCCUUCUUAACAAGUCUGCAGGAAUCCCUACAACAGGCAUGAUGGAACUAACUCAAAUGGUCUCCGGAAUUUCUCAAAUAACGCAGGAAGUCACAGAAGUAAAUAGGAAGACACAACUCCUUGCAGUCAGGAAACUCAAAGAACUGAGUAAAGAACUGAAAAAGUACAGAGAUAAAAACAUAGGCUCUAAGGAAAUAGAAGUUCUCAGCACUGGUAUUUUUGAAGGGCUGUCCAAUAUCCUGAAAGCCUCUCUGUUAGACUACAGAAAUGUCCAUAAAAAUGGGGUGAAAGGCACUCUGACUGCCACUGAGAUGUUAGCAGAACUUAUCUUACAAGGUAAAGUCCCUGGAGAAAAUGAAACGGUUAUGGAAAGUAGUGACUGGACCAUUACAUUCAGGAAAGAUGAAAAGUGGGGCGUUCCUGAUACUUUCUUUAACAGAGGAGACUGUAAGAAUUGCUUUUAUUCCAAAAUCAAUCAAGAGGGUCGUGAUGAAUUGCCAGCAGAUGCUGAAGUCUCCACUGUUGUUUUUGAAUUUCAUCAAAACCCUUUCCCCUGGUUGCCCUUUUCAAAAGAUAUCAGCACAAGGGUGACUGGAUUCAAGAUGACAGGAACCAGAUCUAAUGGCGACAUAGGGGGGAUCAUACCUGAAUUAGCAGAAAUGAUCAUGACUAGAAAAUAUGAGGGCUCUGCCAUCUUUGAGUUGAACAUUGGGCAUGACAGAGAACUCCACAAAACAACUGGAGCCUUCAGUUUUGAAGUACAUAGGAAUUCCAAAGAAGUUUUCAUCCAGAUCGUGACCGAACUGAAGCUUACUUUCCACAUAUUUGUUUAUCUAGGCCUCAACGUCAGUCAUCCUCCUAUCGCAUCUUUCAGUGUUUCCCAUAACAAAAAUACCAUAACAAGAGGAAAUAAAUCUAAGGUCCAUGAAUGUGCAGCGCAAGCUUCUUAUAUAUUUUGUCUUUCCCACUCUUUGCUCAGAUCCAUAUUCCAAGGCAACAGAGCCGAAAAAUUGAACGUGUCUAUUGUUUUACAAUCAGACCCUUUCAUGUGGGGCCCAAGGGUUCAGGUUGUUGGUAUCAGGCUUUUUACUGCUGACUGCUUAUACCUAGAUGGAAUCCAGGGUCAAUGGAAAGAAAACGUCUGCAACCUCGGCCCUCAGACGAGCUGGGAGAAAUUACAUUGCAUCUGUCCAGCCAAAAAACGUACUUCAAGGGCUGCAAGUCCUCGACCAAGAAGAACUUCCAAAAACGACAUGAAGUUUUUGGCUGGCAAAAUCAGUGCGUACCCUGAUCCAGUAGAUAUGAAGAAGGUCUUGCCGGUACGGAUCCACAACAAUCCAAUAACAACAAUGACAGUACUUUUCAUUUUUGUCAUAUACUUUUGCUUGGCCGUUUGGACAAUGAGGAAGGACAGGGCUGAUAUGGAAAGCAAAGACCACGUCAUAGUCUUAUCAGACAACGAUCCCUACGACCAAGUGUGUUACUUUGUCACAGUAUACACAGGGAGUCGCUUUGGAGCAGGAACCACAGCCGAGGUUUUCAUUCAACUGAUAGGCCACAAAGACGCUAGCGACAUACAUUGCUUAAGACACCCUGAAUACCCAACUCUCGUUCGUGGGGCUGUCGACACUUUUCUCCUGACGAGCAAGAAUGACCUCGGAGAUAUUUAUUCCUUUCACGCGUGGCACAAUAAUGGAGGUUCAUCUCCUAAUUGGUUCUUGAGUAGAAUCAAAGUGCAAAAUGUAUUCACCAAACAAUCGUGGAUGUUCAUCUGCCGAAAAUGGUUUGCACUCAAUAAGGGUGAUGGUCUAAUAGAGAGAUCAUUUGUUGCCACUCAUCCAACUACGCCUUUAAGCAAAAUGGAUUUCUUCUUGAUAACUCUCGCCUGUGAGCUGGGAGAGACCCACUUAUGGCUUUCUGUUUUUGUUCACAUCAGCACCAGUUCUUUGAACAGGCUCCAUAGAUUGUCUUCUUGCUUAGCCAUGUUGUUGUGCACCCUACUAUUUAACUUUAUCUUCUUCAAUGCUGACAAAGAUAAACUAGUGGUUUCUGAACAGCCGUUGUAUUUGAGAGCGCUGCUUAUUGGAAUUCAUAGUGCUUUCAUUUCUUUCCCUCUACAGAUGUUCAUAACAGCUUUGUUCAAGUACUCCCAGCAGAAGCCUUUGCCACAGGACUCAUCUAACACUCAGCCCAAAGAAUAUUCUGCUUUCAUGUCUAGAAAUCUUAGGAACUGGAAGGAGCGUCUGCAGAAAUGGUACUUUGUAGAAACUGCUUCAAAAGGUUCAGGAGAUAGUUUCCAAAGCACUCCAGAUUCAUACGGUCUGGAACAGCUGAACAGAAAAAGCCGGGGCCAGGCAGUGAAAAAACGGAGUAACUGUACUGUGUCUGAGGGGGAUGCAAAUAUAAUUGCGAAGGAAGAGGACAUGGUUCGUGAUGCCAAUGCCACCAACAAUUUUAAGAACAGAAAUGAGAAGAAAGAUCCAUAUCCUCAGAUAAAGCCGCUAAAUAAUCGCAUCAUGCUCUUUCAUAAAAGCCCACAAAUAAUAAUUUCCUGGUGGUAUGUUUAUGUCCUGUGGAUAUUGUUCUUGAUCACUUCUACAGUGUCAUCAUUUUUUAUCAUAUAUUAUGGUCUGUCCUAUGACUACGAAACGUCUUUUGAGUGGCUUAUAGCCUCUAGUAUCUCAUUUUGUGAGAGUGUGUUUUUGCUUCAGACUUUGAAUGUUGUUUUUUUCCCAGCCCUGAGGACACUCUAUCCAAAGUAUUGUGAAAACAUCCCAUGGUCAAGCAGACACACCUACUUAGAGAUUAAACUGGACAACAUAACUAUGGAUGCGGAUGAGAUGCGCGAGUUACAUUAUGAACUAGUCAGGCUCCGAGGCACCAAACAGUACCAUCCCUUGGAAGAGGAAGAAGUUACGCUUUUUAAGAAAAAGCACAAGGUUCAACACCAAGCUUUUGUGUUCAUAAAGGAUGUCAUAUGUCACUUUGUCUUUUUAAUUCUUAUUUUAAGUAUCGCCUGCUCAAUGGAAAACACCACUAGUUUUUACUACAAUCAAGGCAUUCAUAGCAAAUUCUCUCAGGGGCUCUCAGACAUAAGUAAGGUAGAGCAUGUUUACUCCUGGCUGAGGAACGUCUUUCUACAUUUGAUCCACAACAAGGACCACCCAGCUUAUCUUUCAAAGUCCUGGUCCAAAAUCCUGGGGUUGCCUAGAAUGCGACAAAUAAGAGCAGAAAACACAUCAAAGGAAUGCUUUCACCCACACAGUUUGGUAAAUGAAUUUCUGAUUAGUAACAGCCAUUGCCUUCAUCAGUAUGGACGCGACCAAGAAGAUAAAGGAGAUUACCUUGGGACAUGGUCAAACUCUGUCAAUAAAUCUGCUUCCAAACCUUUCAGCAAUUUUUCAGGCUACGCUUACUAUUCAGUCCCUGAACAAUGGAAAUAUACCUCAUAUGGACUACUAAAUGCUUAUGGAGUGGGAGGUUAUACUUUUCAUUUUUAUCCAGAAGAGCAACAGGCCAAUUCAACAAAAAGAAUAGUUUUUUUAGAACAGAGAGGCUGGCUGGAUGAAAAUACCUGGGCAUUAAUAGUUGAGCUGACAACUUUUCAUCCAGAUGCAGAUUUAUUUUGCAGUAUCUCCAUUGUUUUUGAGAUGUCUGACUUAGGCCCUGUUAACACAAGCUUGUUGAUCCAUUCAUAUAGUCUCCCAAUUUUCACACAGCUAAGCAUGACACAAAAGUUUGUGCAUAUCACUAUUGUGUAUAUGCUCAUAUUUUAUAUCAUUGAUGAACUUUGCAUGAUGGAACAACAGAGAUUAAAAUACAUCAGAAAUGUUUCUAACUUAAUUAACUUUGGGGUAAAGACAGUCUGUCUGUUUUUCCUUUUGAACCUUUCCUUCAAAUUUAAGCUAGCUUCCAGCUUAAUAGAGUUGUAUUUACUUCAUCCAAAUGAGUUCAUUCCAUUCCAUAAAGUUUCCCACAUUGAUGAAACAAUAAGGAUUACUCUGGGUUUUUUGAUCUUUUUUAUCAUUUUGAAAACGCUGCGAUAUUCCCGGUUCUUUUAUGAUGUGCGAUUGGCUCAACGCUCCAUCUUGGCGGCCCUCCCUGGGAUCUGCUCCAUGGCUCUGGUGGUGGCGGUAUACUUUUUUGUCUACAUGGCAUUUGGCUACCUGGUAUUUGGCCAAUAUGAAUGGAACUACAACACGAUGACUCAUUCUGCUCAGACAGUAUUCUCUUACUGUGUUUCAGCUUUUAAAGACACCGCCUUUACAUCCAACAGAGUGCUAGGAAGUCUCUUUCUGUCUUCAUUCAUGAUGGUCAUGAUCUGCGUCUUGAUCAAUUUAUUUCAAGCUGUGAUUAUGUCUUCCUAUGAGGACAUGAAGCAACCUGUCUACGAAGAGCCUUCCGACGAAGCGGAAGUGGUCAAAUUUCUGUGUCAUAAGAUCCGCAGGAUAUGGUAUCUCGUAAGUUGUAGGACACCACCUGAAAGUGAUGCAGAGCUUUUCAUUCGAGUUCUGUACGGGCAUUCUGAAAGGAGAAACUCGCGUCACCUAGGACUCAAAGCCAGGAAAAUAAAUGGCCGUAAAAUGGUUUACCUUGUCGUUUGA